Molecule: messenger RNA, 1503 nt
Organism: Serendipita indica DSM 11827
Lineage: Eukaryota; Fungi; Basidiomycota; Agaricomycetes; Sebacinales; Serendipitaceae
Source: the annotation of a GenBank genome assembly
AUGGCUCACACGACUGGCGAGUCGACAUCUUCCAGCAAAACACCAUCCACAGAGGUUGCGAAACCGACACCUCCUACGCUGCAAGUGGUGUUUCCAACAGGUUCAACAGUAGAGUCUGUCACGUCGUUGAAUAGCCCGCAGCGAACAACUCCUCACAUCCUUGGUGCGGUAUCCCGUUCCUUCCUUGAGCAACAAUCGCUGCUGGACCCGCCUCCUUUGUCUACAAACGUUCGCAUAUCAUCUACCGGCUAUGACAGUCUAUAUCCUGGAGCUCUAUUCGAGGGAAUGCAAACGAACAGGUCGAGGGAGCACCGAGUCUCUGUGCGGAUUGUCGAUGUCAAUCCACUACAGUCGACUCUCGCUGGGUUCCUCACUAUCCACGACCUCACGGAUCAACACCCAGAGAUUACUACGUUUUUCGACGGCCAGAUUAUUGGACAGCAGUAUGGGUUCAUGACACAAGACUGGGGCGCGAAUGUGCACGUCGACACCACCCACUGGCAGCGAUUCCCGCAGUAUCAUCACAUUCAUCCGUCCGAACUGGCCAAGCCCAAACUGACCUUCAAGAAUCCGGCUUCCUCAGCCGAUCGAGGAUUCCUCUUUAUGCGCUGGAAAGAGAGGUUUUUGGUCCCAGAUCAUCGGGUGCGCUCCAUCAAUGGGGCCUCGUAUGCUGGCUUUUACUAUGUGUGCAUCGAGUUCGACUCGUCAAUGGGUAAUCUUCACGCCGAUGUACUCAAUUAUCACCCUCCACGUGAUAUUGAGGAAGAGGAAGAGGAAGAGGAAGAAGCAGACUGCGAUGCAGACAUGGCUGACGGUGCGCACACCGGAGGGCAAUUAGCAUCUGGGGUAGGGGGCGAGCUUCGCCAAAGAAGAGUCCGGCGAAGUACAUCGCGACAGCCUCUGCAUCUAGAGGACGACAAGUCGCCGUCCAGGGCCUACGCAUACGGGACCUCGCCCUAUGCCUCGACCUCUUACGCACCUUCUACGAGCCCCGUGACUGGAGCAAACAGGAUUAGGCGAGCAAGUGGUGCAGGCUCGAGCAUGGGCCGUCGACGCCGUUUGAGCAUCUAUACCGCUGGCUCCGUCCCGGCCCAUGUUCACGACCAUGGACACCACUCGCACGCAUCUCCGUCGAGCUCUACUUUCUCUCACGGAGGUAGGAGAUCAGAAAUGGACGAAGACUCGCGAGAAAUGACGCUCGAAGAGGCACUGGCUCUUGACCUCUCCGUUGAGCAGCGUGCCAGGAACAGAGCGCGCCAGGGGACGGAGGACUCGAAAUCUAGGUCACGCUCCGCUUCUCGCUACAGGUCGGUGGAGCGCUCUCGGCGGGAUGAUGAAGAGUACGAUGGCGGUUAUCCCUAUGCGUAUGGCAAGAAGUCGGUCAUGCCAGCGCGUUUGACUGGAUUCUAUUACCACUCGGAGAAGGAAAUCUGUGAUAUGUACCAAAAGCUCGAGCUUCACCACGUUCCAGAGCGAACCAAGGGGUGUUUCGAGUUCCGGUAA